AUGAAAGGACAGCGUGCUACUUCCAGUCUGAGGAAAACAUAAGUAAAGCCUACAUUUACUGUAAUAUCUAUAAAAGUACAGAGCGGGCGUUAUUCCAUUUUCCAGAGACGACUUUUAGGACUGCACUGGGAAGAUGUCUUUGGUUUGUGCAAUCUCCAACGAGGUCCCAGAGCACCCGUGCGUCUCUCCGGUGUCAAACCAGGUGUUUGAGCGCCGGCUGAUUGAGAAGUACAUAGCUGAGAAUGGGACGGACCCGAUGAAUGGACAACCUCUGUCGGAGGAGCAGCUCGUAGAUAUUAAAGUGUCACAUCCUAUUAGACCAAAGGCGCCAUCAGCAACAAGCAUUCCUGCCAUCCUCAAGUCUCUCCAAGAUGAGUGGGAUGCUGUUAUGCUUCACAGCUUCACCCUGAGGCAGCAGCUGCAGACAACUCGCCAAGAGCUGUCCCAUGCCCUCUACCAACAUGAUGCCGCCUGCAGAGUCAUCGCUCGACUCACCAAAGAGGUCACUGCUGCAAGAGAAGCUCUUGCCACACUCAAACCCCAGGCUGGAUUGGUUGCCCCUCAGACAGCCCCCGCCUCUCAGCCAGCUGCAGCAGGUGCUGGUGGAGAACCUAUGGAGAUUAGUGAACAGGUGGGAAUGACCCCAGAGAUCAUCCAGAAGCUUCAAGACAAAGCCACCAUCCUCACCACAGAGAGAAAGAAGAGAGGAAAAACUGUGCCAGAGGAGCUGGUUAGAGCUGAGGAUCUCAGCAAAUACCGCCAAGUGGCCUCCCAUGCUGGUCUUCAUAGUGCCAGUGUACCUGGUAUUCUGUCUCUGGAUCUGUGUCCUUCAGACACCAACAAAGUGCUCACCGGUGGAGCUGAUAAGAACGUGGUUGUGUUUGACAAGAAUGAGGAGCAGAUUGUUGCAACACUUAAGGGUCACACCAAGAAGGUCACCUCUGUCAUUUACCAUCCAUCCCAGUCGGUGGUCUUCUCUGCGUCUCCAGACACCACCAUCCGUGUGUGGUCCGUCACCGGGGGCAACUGUGUCCAGGUGGUGCGUGCCCAUGAGGCAGGUGUCACUGGACUGUCCCUGCAUGCUACUGGGGACUACCUGCUCAGCUCCUCUGAGGAUCAGUACUGGGCCUUUUCUGACAUCCAAACUGGUAAAGUCCUCACCAAAGUCACUGAUGAGAGCGCUGGCUGUGCUCUCACCUGUGCUCAGUUCCACCCUGAUGGUCUCAUCUUUGGUACCGGAACGGCUGACUCCCAAAUCAAGAUCUGGGAUCUGAAGGAGCGCACCAACGUGGCCAACUUCCCCGGCCACUCUGGCCCCGUCACCUCCAUUGCGUUCUCUGAGAACGGAUACUAUCUGGCUACAGGUGCCCAGGAUAGCUCUCUGAAACUGUGGGAUCUGAGGAAACUGAAGAACUUCAAGACCAUCACCCUGGACAACAACUAUGAGGUGAAGUCCCUCGUGUUUGACCAGAGCGGUACCUACUUGGCUGUAGGAGGGUCUGACAUCCGUGUCUACAUCUGCAAACAGUGGUCUGAGGUCCUCAACUUCACCGACCACACAGGAUUGGUGACUGGCGUGGCUUUCGGAGAGAACGCUCAGUUCUUGACCUCUGCAGGAAUGGACAGAAGUCUCAAAUUCUACAGUUUGUAGAAAAGCAUAACUUCAUGAUGGCAGGAAGAGGAUAAAAAUGGUCUCUGUGUCUGAGCGGUCACUGUCCUGGACACAGACCUAGCACAGACCUAUAAUUUUUAGAUAAGAAAAGGAAGAAAAAAAAAUCACGGCUAACUUUGCUUCAUUAGUGUUUUAGUCCUCAUGUCCAGGAAAGAGAUCCCAUAAAAUCUAUUUGAAACCACAACAGCAUGGUUAGGAUAACAUGUUUGUUGGCGUUGAGUCUGAAAUCUUAAUGAUGUGAAAUGCCCACGUACCGUUCAUGUCUGAUUUGCCAGCAGUUAUGAUUUUACUGUAGUCAUUUUCUUUUGUUGUGUGUGUGUGGGGGGGGGGGGGGGGGGUCAUAAGUUGCUUCUUAUACAACUUAAAUGUUGUACACUGUUGGAGAACUGUAAGUGGUGUGACACCCGUCUCCUUUGCUUCCUAAUGCAGACAGUUUCAUUACAGAAUCUUUCAGAUGGAGAUACAUCUGUAAUGAUGUACAGCUGAGCAGAAGUUGAACAGGUGUUUGAAAUUCAUGUUCCUCUGUGAAAAAUUAAGUCUGGUUUAACCUCCCCUCAGUUUCAUUUCCUAUUUCAUUUGUUCCAUUUAAACUUUUGUCUAUUUUCCAAUUGUAUAUUUCUCAUUAUUUGCUAUUGUACCUGUUGCCACUCUGCCCUUUUACAAUAAAAUAAAAUAUCUUUUGUA
Messenger RNA from Scomber scombrus (Atlantic mackerel), 2356 nucleotides. RefSeq names its product pre-mRNA processing factor 19 (gene prpf19). The coding region runs from base 134 to 1651 and encodes 505 amino acids. Gene Ontology annotation, cellular component: U2-type catalytic step 1 spliceosome; cytoplasm; Prp19 complex. Gene Ontology annotation, biological process: DNA repair; mRNA splicing, via spliceosome; protein ubiquitination. The transcript has 16 exons. Gene Ontology annotation, molecular function: protein binding; ubiquitin protein ligase activity. Lineage: Eukaryota; Metazoa; Chordata; Actinopteri; Scombriformes; Scombridae. The record is from RefSeq and is a predicted model, not a curated record.